GUGUGGAGGUGGUUCGUAAAGUGGUGCAGUACUCCCUGGCGCGGCCGUGCCGGGAGGUGCUGUUCACGCUGGUGAGCCGGCGGGAGAAGUACGCGGCCAAGGUGGUAUUGGAUACGGUGGUGCAGCGGCUGGGGGACACGGCGGCAGCGGCGGCUUUCGAGGUAGUGGGUGUUUGGUUGUCGCUGGGACCCUCUGCCGUGGCAGCCGUGGGCCUGGCGUUGUGCGGCGCCCACAUCGCUGUAUCCGCCACGUUGGGUCGCAUGUACAGCAGGCGCAAGGCGGCGGCAGCCCUGGCGGCCGAGGAGGAGCAACAACAGCUGCUACACAAUCUAUGA
Messenger RNA from Volvox carteri f. nagariensis, 335 nucleotides. RefSeq lists its product as uncharacterized. The record is from RefSeq and is a predicted model, not a curated record. The transcript has 2 exons. Lineage: Eukaryota; Viridiplantae; Chlorophyta; Chlorophyceae; Chlamydomonadales; Volvocaceae. The annotation marks the transcript as partial.